Erythranthe guttata (spotted monkey flower) is the source of this 2214-nucleotide messenger RNA. Lineage: Eukaryota; Viridiplantae; Streptophyta; Magnoliopsida; Lamiales; Phrymaceae. The record is from RefSeq and is a predicted model, not a curated record.
AUGUCAGAAACAAGACGGUUGGAGCGAUUGGAGAAAUCCGUGGAGAAAUUACGGAUUGAUUUUCAGAAAUUGCUCGAACAAAGUCAAGGACGACGUCAACGCCAUCACAAAAGCCGAAGGGACCGCCGCCCGUCACCGCCACUGCCGAUGCCGCUGCCGAGCCUAUUCCCGGAGGAAGAGGAAGAGGACGACGAUGACUUUUUCGAAGAUCCACUGCCGCCGCCAAUGCCAAGCCUACCGCAAAAGGAAGAGGAAGAUGACGACAAUGAUUUUUUCGAAGAACCCCAAUUUUUUGUGAGUUCGCCGAAAGAUGAAUUAUCGGAUUCACUUGAGGUAAUUUGGGACGAAGAAGAGGAAUUAACUAAGGAAGAGAACGAAGAACUACAGUGGAUAUUGGGAGAUUUCCAUAGUGUGCAAAAGAAAGGAGACGAACAAGAUUUGGAGAUGAAAUUUGAAAAGGCAAUUGAGAAGGUCGAUUUGUCGGGAAAGAGAUUGAGAAAUUUAAUUCGGGCAGAUAGACAUCAAACUCAGCAACCUCAGCACUGUGGCUAUCCGGGUUUCGAUCUAAACUGCGACCACAAAAACAAUGCUGUUCUUGUGCUUCCGUUCUCCGUAAAUGUUGUUGUGAAGGAAAUCAACUAUGCAUCUCAAACAAUUCUUGUUUAUGACCCAGAAAAUUGCCUUCCACAAAAGCUACCCCAUCUAAACUUAUCUACCUCAUCCUUCAACUUCCUUCUUGAUAAGUACUUAAUAUCAGACUCUGCCAUUUUUAAAUGUUCUGAUGCAGACAAAUCUUUGUAUCGCUUCAUUCCUUGCCUUAUUGAUCCCAUCAACAAAUACUAUUUUGUUUCUAACACAAAUUUAUAUCUAUUCGCUUCUUGUACAAAGAUUCAUGAUAUUUCAGCUGGUAUUCCAUGGAGUAUAUCCGAUAAAAAGGGCUUCCGUUUGGGGUGGUCUGAGCCAACAUGUGGCCACUGUGAAGCUCAAGGCAAACGAUGCAGCUUAUAUAAUUCAACCAGACUUGAUAGUAUUCACUGUAUCGAAAAACAACCAACCAUAAUUCAUCAUGAAGCACUGAAGAAGCGACUGAUUGCAGGUUUUGGUUGCUUUCUUGCCGUGAUAAUCCUCGUCGCUCUCGUCCAUCAAUACAUCAGAUUUAGAACUGGCAGAGAUAAUCCAAUCAAGAUUGAAAAGUUUUUGCAAGAUUAUCGAGCCCUUAAGCCGAGUAGAUUCUCUUAUUCUGAUAUAACAAGGAUUACUCAUCAAUUUCGCGAUAAAUUAGGUGAAGGGUGCUAUGGAGUUGUUUACAAAGGAAAGUUGAACAAUGAAAUAGAUGUUGCAGUUAAAGUACUAAACAAUUCCAAAGGAAACGGAGAGGAGUUUGUGAAUGAAGUAAGCACGAUUGGGAGGAUACACCACGUCAACAUUGUCCGUCUUGUUGGCUUUUGUGCUGAUGGAUUUCGAAGAGCUCUUGUUUAUGAAUUUCUACCUAAUGAUUCCCUCGAAAAAAUCAUUUUCCAAGCUGGUUCUAAGAAAAUAUCUCUUGAUUGGGAAAAGCUAAAGGAUAUUGCGCUAGGCAUAGCCAGAGGCAUAGAAUAUCUACACGAGGGAUGUGAUCAACAAAUACUCCAUUUCGACAUAAAACCGCAAAACGUAUUGUUGGACCACAACUUCAAUCCGAAGAUCUGUGAUUUUGGUCUUGCGAAAUUGUGCUCAAAGGAACAAAGUGCAGUGACAAUGACUGCGGCUAGAGGAACAAUGGGCUAUAUUGCACCUGAAGUACUGUCCAGGACUUUCGGGAGGGUUUCGUAUAAGUCCGAUGUUUAUAGCUUCGGAAUGUUGUUGCUUGAAAUGGUGGGAGGGAGGAAAAACGAGGAUCGUAAUGUAAAUAAUAAUAGUCCGGUAUAUUUUCCGCAGUGGAUUUACAAUCAUAUAAAUGCGGAGGAUAAUCCAAUGUGGGCACAAAUUGAUGAAGAAGGAAAUAGUAUAGCAAGGAAACUUAGUAUAGUAGGGUUGUGGUGUAUACAGUGGAGUCCGACAGAUCGUCCAUCAAUGAAAGUUGUGGUUCAAAUGUUGGAAGGAGACAAUGGCGAUCUCACAAUGCCUCCAAAUCCAUUUCCAGCUACUUCGAAUUCCGUUGGUGCCAGGCACUAUCAAACUGAGAUGGCUAUCAUAUUAGAAGAGUAAAGGCUAUAUAUAUAUAUAUAUAUAUAU